Cinara cedri is the source of this 15072-nucleotide messenger RNA. NCBI's taxonomy places the organism in Eukaryota, Metazoa, Arthropoda, Insecta, Hemiptera, Aphididae. The record is from the annotation of a GenBank genome assembly.
AUGUCGCCACCAUCGACUACCGUCGUCAUUGCGUCAGUCACGGAAGUUGUCGAGGCCGACCGGAAGCAUUACAAGCAGCCCACGACCUCAAUCGAUCUUCAGCAGUGCAUUUGGUCAGAAGUGAUUUUUUACCGAAAAUUUCGAACGAGCAAAAUACGAAUAAAUAUGUCGUUCACUGAACUUGAAGACAUAUCAUUGGUGGAAACUAUUAAAUCAUUUGAAGUGCUGUAUAAAAUUGGACAUGAAAAGUACAGCGACAUAGCAUUCAAAUCCAUCGUGUGGAAAGGUAUUGCGGCUACACUUGGAAAAACAGGUAAGAAAAUAUUAAGAGAUUAGUAAUUUAAGUUCAGUAUAUUCGUUUAUUUGUUCUAAUUGAGUCCCGUCAACUAUUUAUAUUGAUUAUUGAUAUUUUAGUAGGUCAUAAGCGUGCGCAGGGGGUAUUUAAGGUAUGUGCAGGGUACGUGGAUGCAUACCCUGAACACCGGGCCUGGAUUAAGGGAAGAGAAUAGGGGGCUACGUCACCAAGGUUCCACAAAAACCAUAUUAUGAGUUGACUCAAAUAUUUAAAAAAUAUGUACGUUUUAUGCUGUAAUUCAAUUUGAAUUUUAAGCUAAAAUUGCAUGUAGUAUGUCUAUGUAGUAGGUAAUUAAUUUGGUAUCUAAUUAUUAAGAUAAUAUUGGACAGUCCAUCAAUGUUUCUCAAAAAUGGUAUGGUAAAAAUCUGUGGCUAACAGUCAUAAUUUUGUCUUGCAUUAAAAAGUAUUAUUGCCUAAUAUUAUAAUUAUUAAUUAUUAUUAUGUAUUUUACAAGAACAACUAAACAAAUGUAUAAAAAACAUUUUGUAAUAAAUCCAAAUUCUGAAAUCUUUGAAUUUCAUAUUUUACUACUUAUUAAUUUUUUGUUUUAAUCAAAAGAUCACUUAUCUUAUUCUUUUAAAUUUUUAUUUUUAUUGUCAUUUUUUAUUUUCCUAUACAAAUUAACAAAAACCGUCGAAUUAUUAUCGAGUAAAUUAAAUUAAUUUAAAAUUGUAAAUUAAUUGAUUAAACAAUUUUUGACAUAAUAUUAAACUUAAUUUUUUUAACUAACCGAAUUAACUAAAUGAAGUGAAACUUCUUUACAGAGAGUACGAAAAAAAAAGAUUAUCGCGCGUCACGAUCGGUCGUCACGAACGGCCGUCACGGUCGGCCUCGGUCGUUGGUCGUCGGCUCGGUCAUCGGUUAACCGGCACGCGCCGUGAUUACGUCAUCAUCUGUUAACACACACUAGUGACACUGCGAGUGAAUGCAAUCAUAAAACCAUUCUGAGAAACAUUUAAUAUAUAGUGCAGGUCGAACCCCUCUUUCAGAAUUUACCAUUUUAAUAUCUAUGAAUUUAAUCCUCGAUCUAUUCUGGUCAUUUUAAAAUUUUGGCUUUUAAUAUGUUAUCAAUAUCACUUCCCUGAUUACGAAAAUAUACACAUUACUUAUGUGAAUGCAGAUAAUAACGUAUCCUGAGCAAAUUAAGUCUAUCAGGAUUAAAACCACGUCAUUAGCUGUUAACACACUCACACACACCAGUGACACUGCGAGUGAAUGCAAUCAGAUUAAAAUCCAAGAAUUCGAAUUUUCGAGCUAUCCGAAAUUCGGAGUUUUGUAAUGGAAAAUAUACGGCGGUAUACGCCGUAAACCUUCUGAUCAUUACCUAUAAACACCGUAUACCUUCUGGUUAUGGUCGUAUACUCUCUGUUACAGUGAAAUCACAAUACAUAAUAUACAAUUAUAUAUAGGUAUUAUUAUUUUAAUUUUUUUUUUUUGAUUACGAAAACAGAAAUAAAAUAUAUAUCUAAAUAUCCGGACCAUGAAACAAUAAUUUACUGUAGAUUAGUAGAUUAUAGUAUACCCUCUGCUAUUUUUACUACUUUAGUGCUGCACACACACAAUAUAAAUAAAAAUGUCAUAAAAUCAAUGGCUAUUUCAGUUAUCAUAAGCACUUAUACACCCUUAUACAUCCUUCGUGACAAUAGAGUAAGAAAAUAAAUAAUAUCAAUAAUAAAUUAAACUUAUUUUCAAUUGGAUUUUAUUUUAUUCCAAUACGAACCUAAUAUUCAUUUACCACUUGAAUACUCUUGUAGGAGUUUCACUUCAACCGGGCGUACUCAUUACACGCACAGUUAUUUUAAUAUUAUUCAUUUGAUUAUCUAGCAUUGCAAAAAAAAACGAGUACAAAAUAACAAAUAAUUUUUAUUUAAAGAAAUAUUAUUACAUUUUUCGGUACCGAACCUUCUCAGCGAAUCAAUAAUUUUCAAUUCACUAGACUUUAGACACUAGUAUAAUUAAUUAAAUUUAAAAAAAGUUAUAAAAAAAAAAAAAGGAUAGAUGGUAAAUGUUAUUUUAUUAGGUAUUUAUACACCUAAUAAAAUUAUACUGUAUACCUAUUAGACCCGUAGGUGUUACGGGACUUAUUUAAGUACCGAGGUUGGCAACGGUGUUUGUUUCUGAAAAUAAAUAAAUGACGAUCAUAAUUGUCAUGGUUAAAUAUAGGAUUUUUCGUCAAAUAACAAUAAAAACAGUUUUUUUUUUUCAAAUUAAUGAACUACACAGCAUACAGUGGAGAUAUACGAGAUUAAGAUAUUAUUCUUAAUAAUAAUUUUGUAACCGGACUGUCACCAGAUGUUAAAUAUUUAAUUCAUCAAUCAAGAUAUAGCUGUAAUAUUAUAAUCUAAUUUUAUUGGAAAUCGCAUUAUUCUGGCGGAUUAUCGGUGACAUACGUGGGAGGCUUUUAUUUUAACUUAUUACGUUUUUAUAAUCCUUAAGCUGCUGCUUUAUUUUCAACAAAAAUUCGAUUAUAAUUUUUAUUCAUUGUGCUAAUGCUUAUACAUAAAUAAACUUUGUACGUGUACAAUUUCUAAUAUACCGGAUGAUUCUUUUAUCGUUAAACACUUAAAAUUUCAAAUAGCAUUGACUAUUUUAAAUUGUUUUUUGAAACUUAAGAAAUAAAUAGUUCUAAAAUGUUACAUUAUCAUUUUUUUUGUCACCCUUAUUUUUGGAAAUGAAACGACUACCUACUUUUGAUUUUUAUACGGCAACCCAUAUGGAAAAUGUCAUAAAUAGUUGGAGUAUUACAGUUAAAAUAACUGUUGGUAUUGAAAUUUAUAAUUUCCAUUUACUAGAAAAUUUCCUUUCAGAAAAUGUGCUGUACUUGAUAAUCGGAGUAUGCUUUCUGGUAAAAAAAGUGUUCACAUUAAAAAAAUAAUAAUAAACAUCAUUGUAAAACCAAUAUAUUCCUCGUUCCAUUCAGAAUCUAAAAUAUAGUGAAGGAAUACAUUUCGGAGGGGGUUAUAACUCCCUUACCACCCCCCCCCUAUGUGUGCAUCACUGGUAUUAAAGCAGAGCGUCCACUAGGGCAGACUAUCGGCGCUCACGACCCGGAUUACAUGAGUGACGUUCGUCCAUUAAGUGCGGCCUGGUGCGACGGAUUAUGGGAACAACGUUUAUCAUUUAUUUAUAAUAUAAUUAAUUUUAUUAUCAGUUUUAUCAACUUAUAUUAGUAAAGGUAUAUGCGCAGAUAUUAUAUACAAAAACUAGAAAGCCGUCUAUGUAUACAAUUAUGAUGUCCAGCGCCAAUUGUCACUUAGGCAAAAUAAAUAUAUUAAUAUUAAAUAUAUAAAUAUAUUUAUAAGCUACAUGAUAUUGACUACAUUGAUAAUAGAAUAUACAUUAUAAUUGACAAGGUAUAUUUAUAGGGUAAUCAAUCUCUAUCGUAAGACACUCAUUAUCACUGAAAGUAUUAACUUUUUCCGGAAUUUGUUUUCUAGAAUAUUUAAGAAAUUAGCUAUUCUACAAUUUUAUAUUUAUGUAAUUUUUUCGUCACCCUUAUUUUUGGAGGUAAAACCACUACCUACUUUUGAUAUUCAAAUGGCAAUCUAUGUUGAAAAUUCCAUAAAUAGAUGGAGUAUUUUUUUAAAUAUAUUUUUGUGUUGAAAUGUUUGAUUUCCGUCAAUCCAGAUAUUCCCCUUUUAAGUUUAGAUUGGGGGAAAUUGGUGGUGCAUUAUUGAAAUGCCGAGCGCCGUACUGCCACAUAAAUAAUACUUGCCAGUAGUCGGAUCUGUAUUUAUUUAUAUGCAUUUUGUUUUGGUGCACCAGGCCGAUAUUCCGCCCUAGUGGACGCUUAGCUUAAUACUGUUAUAUUUGUGUGAAAAAUAAUAUAAGCUAAGCAUAGUACUCAUAUGUUACGUUGUAACUGACCGUAACAUAAGCCUUCAGGUAAAAUUUUUUGUUAUAUAUGUGGUGGAUGGUCUGGCAAUACCACUAAUUUGCACACAUGACUAACAUAUUUUAGAUUCUGAGUGGAAUGAAGAAGCGUAUGGUUUUACAAAGAUGUUUAUUUUUUUUUGUUUUUUACCGUGUGCAACUUUUCAACCAGAAAUCUAGUUCCAAUUUUUAAGGGUAGCACCUUUUCUGAAAGAAAAUCUAACUGGAAAGGUACUUUAAACAGAUCAUUUUUCAAUUCUCUCAGGAUUUUUCCCAAAAAAUGUGGAAAAUCAAAAAAAACGUAGGAAAAUCGGUACAAUACAAACAAAUAUUAUUAAAGAAAAUAUAUAAUGCCUAUUUAAUUAUAUUACCAUAAUAUGGCAUAAAUAUUGUUGACAAAGGAUCUCUAUCGACUGAACUCUACUCAGAAUCGUUUUUUCGUUGUUCUAUCAUUGCUUACAGAUACAAAUUAAUUUCUCCUCUAUAUCCUACCUUCACAACAUUUCACUAACAACAGUCCUCACCCUUUGCACCCGUUCUCAUUAUCCUAGAAUAGCUUUUUGUUUAAUAAAUUAUGAGUAUUAUAUGUUUGACGUUUCGAUUACCCCAGCCCUUACAUGGAGAUUAUUCAACUUUCCCAACAAACGGCUUACAGAUAUAUGAUAAAUUAGCUGCACCCAACUCUAUUAUCCUAGGUCGUCUCUUUCUACAUGUUUAUCCAUAUUUGGCAACUAAAUUUUCAUACACAGAUGAUAUUUUAUCGAAACAAUCCCUGGAUGCCUCUUAUGAGCCAGUUGCAACAUUUGACCCUUUAAUCUUGCUGGUAUAACUAUCCUAGAAUCCCAUAAUAGGAUAUUAUUAUACACACACAAUUAAGUAAUAAAGACAGUACUCCAAUAUAUUAAUCUGUAAUUUAUCAAAGUUUUUCAAAAUUAUCCAUUUCUAAACAAUACUUUACUGUUUUGAUUUCUUCAUUGCUUCUUGAUAGUUUGUCUAUCACAUAAAUAUUAUGUAACUUAGGCACGGAUUUUGCUGAACUUUAUGCUGAAUCCAAAACUCUUUCCUAAGAAUUUGUGUCCUUAGGUAUCCUUUGUGUCCUUUAAUAAAUUAAAAACAAAUAAUUCAGAAAUAAUUCCACUAGAUAUUAAUAGAUUCAGAGAUUCCAAUAGAUCUAAUGCUAUUUUAAUCAUUUACACUAAUGAAAUUCAUAAAAAAAAACUUUAGAUUUUAUAAAUAAUAAUUAUAUUCAAAGUUUAAUGUAUGACCCAAUUAUAAUUUACACUAAAUACAUUAAUAAACUGAUAACAAAUUCAAAAGAAAUAAAACCCAAAAUAUCCAUGCCAUCAAAAUUUUCUUAAAAUCUAUUUACAAAAAAGAGACUCCACACUUACAUCCAUUCAGGAAAUUGCAUAAACAAUGUAAUCCGAUUCUUCCAGUAAUUAACUUUAAAAUUACUCAAUCAUAUAACCUUACUUAAUAUUUGGACUCUAUUAUAAAAUAAAAAUUAAACAUGAAUAUUAAAUAGUAAUAAUUCUAUAAGAAAAAAAAACUUCAUUAAAAAAUGAAUAUUGAGCCAGAUUAAAAAUGAUUUCUCUUAAGGUCAAAAAUUUAUAUACAUCUAUUUCUAAAUACGAAAGAGUAAAUUAAAAAGAAAAAAACUUCUACGAAGUAAUAAAUUCAAUACAAAUGAAGUACAGGAUAUUAUUCAAUUAAUAAAUUUAAUUAUUAAUCUAAACUAUUGACAAUAUAAUAAUAAACUGUAUUCGCAAAAAGAAGGGUUAGUUAUGGAUGGACCUUUAAAGUGCUCUUUUAUCUAAAAUUCACAUGCAAAAUUAUGAAAUCAUAAUAUUAUUAACAACAAAAUAUAUAGUCCAUAUAUAAAAAGCAUAUUAUAGAUAUGUUGAUGCCACUUACAUUUUAUUUAGAGGUUCAAAUAGACAAACAGAAAACUUAGUUAACUACUUAAAAAAAAUAAAUAAAAAAAUUCAAUUUAGACUUGAAAUACAAAUAAAUAAUAAAUUCAAGUACAUUCAUUUAUAAAGAACUACUUACGUUGUUAAAUUCAAAAUUUCCUUUACUCUUUGUUGUAAUUCAAAAAUAAGGUGGGGAGGUUUAGCCUAAUUAUAUAAAAUUGAUUCACACGUGUAAGUUAAUUAUAAAUUUGAUUACCUUUCUUCUUCAGGCGGCAAAUUGAUCUGUUGAAUUUGAUAAAGGUGACCGUAGCAAAUAAAAAGAUUUUUAACAUAACAACUGUUUCUUUUUUGUUAUUUUUUUAAAUAUAAAACACUGUUCUAGGUUCCCGUGCUUUUGUAAGAAUCUCUGCGUAGUCUUUUACACUCGCUUGUGAUCAUCUGUCCAAAAGNUAUGUGUGUUUGCGUGUGUAAAUGUGUUAUCUUAAUCUGGUUAAUAUUAACAACUUAAUCUAAUAAUUAAUGGCUACAAAUUAUUAUAAUUAUUUUACAAUAUUGAUUAUAUAAUUUAUUUUAAUUAUAUAUGAUAGCUUAAGUGUUAUCUCCUUACGAUGAGUAAAUAUCGCACUAAAAUAUAUGUUAUUUGAUAAGAAAAAAGAAUCGGAUGUAAAUGUUUAACUAUCAUUUCCGCUAUUAAUUGUUUGAUUUAUUUCUUACAUUACAUAAUAUUUUAUUUUACAUAAUGUAUGAUAGCUUAAAUAGCAUAUCAUUACAUCUUUAUCCCUUAGGGUUAUUAAGUGUAUUUACAGAACGAUCAAUCAUUGAUAAGACACUCCACAUCUGUAGAUGUCUUAACUUUUUUCGGAAUUUUUUUUUUACUAUUUAAAAACAAACAGCUCUAAAAUACUUUAUAACCGUGGUUUUUGCACCCCUUUUUUGAGGGGAGGGAGUAAAAUAAAUACUCAAUUUUGGUUUUCAAAUAGGUACCAACCUAUAUUAAACAUUCCAUAAAUACAUGAACUUUUAGUUUAAAUACAAUCGUAUUGUAAUUUUUCCUUUUCGCCACUAGUUUUAGUGGAGCAAUAUUUAAACACCACGUUCCCUACGUCACCACCAUUGAAAUUAUGCGCCACUACUCCUGACCUACCCAAUUUUAAAAGUAAAAUAUCUCAUUAAUGAGUUAAUGGAAAUUAAAAAUGUAUCACCAAUUAUGUAUUUAAAUUAAUACUUCUCUAUUUAUAGAAUUUUUAAUGUAAGUUGCUAUUUAAAAAUCAAAAGUGGAUAAUGGUUUCGCUCUCAAAAAAAAGGUGGAAAAAUUAAUAUUAAUGUAAAAAUGUUUCUAUUUGUUUUAUAACAUUAUUAUGUUAUUACAAUUAUUGUCGGAAUAAAUUACUCGGGUAAUCGGGUAUUAAUGCUUAUAUUUUUCCACGUGGAUAUUCAAUGAACUUCUUUGAAAUUGUGUAUCUGUUUUGAAUUUUCGUCUAUUUUUAGCGAAACUAUAAGGUUUUUUUCCCAGGAAACGGUUAUCAUCGAUGAUACACGAGAUGUUAAUCUACAUCACUCAAGCCCCACCCAUUUGGAAUUUUGAAAACAUUUUUACACAGAUAUUUAGUAUGUAAUUUGUAUGAAUUUAUAAGUCAGUUUUAAAAUUUUGUAUGCCCUUGGUUUUCACAUUAUCCUAAUAAAACUAUAUGUAAAGCCAGGAUGAUGCAACUUCAGCCCCAGCCUUAGUUAAAAAUUAAGUAUAAUUGAGUUUGACUACGUUAUAUUUUAGUACUCAAUUUGUAUGAAAAUAUUUUUACUGUAUUUGUAUUUGUAUAUAUUUGUAAUACCAUUUUUACAAUUUAUAUAAUUGUAUAACUGUACGAGUCUCGUUUAGCAACAAUGACACUGAAAAUAGUAUCAACAUAAGAAUAUGUUCAAUUGGGGAUCAUAAUAUCUGGGUUUUAAUCGACAAAACCACUGAUAGUGAGGGACGCUAUGUAGCGAAUGUAAUUGUCGGUACAUUAGAAAUAGAACGACCAAGUCAAAUAUGUUUACUUCAUUCCGAGGCUUUAGAAAAAGCAAACCAUAUUACAAUUGCUCAACUUUUCCAUCGGGCACUAACAACUUUAUACCAACCCCCCCCCCCUCCUGUAUACAAGACUGUAAUAAACCGUUACCGCCAUCGCAGUAGUGUGAACAUGGCGGUAGUUUACUAUAUCGCUACCAUUACCAUCAACCGCAAACGCUGUAGUAUAUGAGCAUCUUAAUAGAUAAAAAUGAUAAUAAUUUGCCGAGAAUUUAGUUUUCUAAGUUGUUGUACCUGAAUCAGAUUUUGUUAUCUUCGGAUUCUUAUCUUCGAGAAAAGGGCAGGCCCUGUCCGACUGUCAGGACAGCCUUAUCUGAAAAUAAUUUUAUACUAUUGGAUAAACAAUCUAACGAAACGUGGUCUGGUAAAAAAAAAAAUAACUAUCCGAUGUGGGAUUAUUAAACACCGAAUAUAUGUGAAUAAACGUAAAACAGUUUUUUUUAAUGAAAUUUUUGUAUAAUUUAAAUAUUUUCGGUUAUUAAAAACAAGGUAUUGAAUUAAAUUUGAACAUUUUGUUAAUAUUUGAACUAAUGGGUUAGUCUUUAAUUGAUUCCUCCUAUAGUUAAUUAUUUGUAUAUGUAUCUUACCAUUCGAAUUUAAUUGUAUACAUCAUAUAUAGGUACAUAUAGUAUUUAUAAUAAAUGUUCAAUCCAGCAUUGCACUAUUAUAUACCAGUCUCAUAUCUUUUCUACAGUCCACGAAAAAAAUAGAUAUUUCAUUAUUUCGUUACAUCAUAAUCUGUGUAUUAUCAAAAUAUGAGUCCCACAAAGGUCUUGUGAGGAAACCGCCACCCAUAGUAAAAGCGGCGGUGUUAUUUUGUUCUCCCAAUUUACUUAGAAUAUCGUUUGUUUGUAAAACAUGACUAUAUAACGUAGAAGUAUUAUAAAAUUAUUAUUAUAUGAGCAUAAUAUAUUUAUGUAAUUUUAUUAUUUUACGAAAAUUAUUACUUUUAUCAGUGUUACAAAAUUAAAAAAGUCAAAUUACCAUUCUAUGACAACCAAAUCACUGGGACCAAAUCACAAAGGGACCCAAAAAACAACCACGUACUUUAUAAUACACCAUAUUUUUGUCAUUAAUUUUUUUUGGGAGGUUAGCUUAAAAAAAUAUAUUCAAAUAAUCUUAACCGUAUCAAGUGUUAUUAUCUUUUCACUUUUACCAUAGUUAUUGAAAAAAAAAACCAGUUUCAAAAUCUUAAUUAUUGUAUACAGUAUAGAAAGAUGAUAAAACUAAUUGAUCAUCUAUAUUUUCAUAUGACAUCAAGGGAAAAAAAUUCUUAUCAAUUUUAGUUCGGAGAGUCGAGAAAAAUUAGUUUUCUUAUAUCUAUUUACUUUUUGCAAUAAUUUUAACAGACCAUAGCAAUUUUUAAAAUACCACAUGCUAUACUGAGCUACAAGUUUUUUAAUUUUUUUAGUUUGUUAAUUUUAACACUGCUUUUAUGGCAUAGCAUUCGCUUAUAAAAAAUAACCUAUACUAUUCCACUGUACAAAACAAAACUUUUAUAAGUUAACGUAGUCGACUGACGUAAUCGUGGAAUAAAUUUUCUGCAGAUUCACGGGCAACGCACGUUACAUACUACGAGGCGCUUAACAUGUUCAAUAAAUAUUUAAUUAAAAUAGAAUUAUAAAAUUUAACCAAUUUGAUAACCUCGAAUAUGAAAUUUUUACCUAUAAGUACCUACUAUGCAUCGUCAUUUAUUAAUUAACUGUAUUUUAUAAUGUUAUAAGUUAAUCAAUGCAAAAAGAGAUGGAGAAAUAUUAAGGCAUCGUAUAUUAAGAAUAAAUUAAAUUUGGAGUCCACAGGCAAAUCAUCUAACUACUGGCCCAUACAUGAUUAUGUAACAUUUCUGGACGGAGAUUAUUUAAAUCAAAAGUAAGUUUGAACAUUAGAGUUUAGAAAUCAUUUAAGUACUAUAUUUGAAAAAUGAUUCUAAGUACAACUUAGAAUUGCAAAAAAUAUUGAUGCUAAUUCAUUUCUACGAUUUUUCAAGUUUUUCUAGGUUUUAGAUCGUUGAACUGAGAAAUUUGAAAAAAUUACUCUUUUAAAAUACCUAUUGUGUUUAAUAAUAUUAUAAUAAUAAUAAUUCGAAAAUCCUUUUUAGAUUAUGAUUGGAGGUUAUGGUUCUACUAAGAUGUUUAUUUAUUUAUUUUUUUUAAUCUGUGUGUGCAACUUUUCUACCAAAAAUCUUGCUCCGAUUUUUAAGUAUAGGGAAGCUAAAGUACCUCCCCUCAAUAUGGGGAGAUACUUUAAGGAGGUCAUUUUUUGAUUUUCCCAAGAGUUUUCCCAACAAAUGUAAAUAACCGGAAAAAACGUAGGAAAAACGGGAAAAUCGGUACAAUAUUAAACAAAUAUUAAAAAAGAAAAUAUAUAAUGCAAAUUUAAUUAUUUUACCAUUAUAUGAUAUAUAUAUUGUUCAAAAAGCAUCACUAUCAACUGAACUCCGCUUAGAAUCGUUUUUCCGUUAGCAAUGAUUUAUCAUUGUUUACAUAUUUUUAUUAAGUAUACAUGAAAUUACUUAUAAUAGUGGCUGCACCCGUCUCUAUUAUCCUAAGACAGCUUUUUUUUUUUACUUAAUUAAAGGGCUUUCUUAAUAAAUGACUUGACACUCGUAUCUCUGCUUUACCAAAUAGUAUGGCAUGUCACUAUACUAAAAUGAGUUAUUACCUAAAACUUUUAGGGUCAAUUCAAGUGUUUCAAAUAAAGGAACUAAAGAAAACGAGCUCGAAGAACACCGCUCUAAUGAUAAUGCUUCUCAUAAUGAUAUACUGGCAUUACGGACAGAAAAUAAUACACCACCGUCUGGUUCUCAUAUUAAAAAUCAUGCACAUGCAGAAGAUCAAACUGCGAUUGAUUUGGCCAAAGAUAUAAAAGAAAUGAAUUCGUUGUCAGACAAUAAUGCAUCAUUUACGAUCAAAAUUCAGAAUAAAGAUAAGUGAGUUAAUAAUAAUUUAAUAUUGUAUUUAUUUAUCCCACAUUGUUUAAUUUAUAAAUUAAUUUAAUAUAAUGAUAGCUACAUCAAACUAUACACUACCAUUAACCUGAUUUAAUUAAACAAUCUUGUUUGGCUAAUGUUGCUUUUAGAAAAAUAGUCGGAGGUAUAUCAAUGAACAAAUUCGUUCAAAUAAAGGUAAAAUUUAUAAUUUUUUUUUGGAGAAUUCAAAAGCAAAAAUGCUAGGGAAACUACUUCUACAGUUAAGGCUAAUUAAUCAAUCUUUUAUGCUAGCGCUUAUAGCGUAUUAUUAUAUGUACCUAUCUCAUAUUUCAUUUAGUAUUUGUUUGUUGUUACUUAGGAUUUUAGAUAAGGUAAAAUUUUAAUCCAAGGGGGAUAUUUCCAUUGAAAACAAAUAAUUUUUUUUUUUUUUUUUGGUUGAUAUAUCGAUCCAUUUUGUAAACAUUAAAUUUUCUAACUGAAUCAAAAAGUUCCCACCGAAACAAAUUGUGCCUAACAGAUAAAGUUGUGCCCAAAUGAAAUCAAAAUUUUACGUUCCAGAUUUUAUACUACAUAAAGUAGAGAAGCGGUAAUAAUUCUGAACAGAUUUGAUUUCAACAUAAUGCAUAUAAAAUUAGUCAUUGGCAACUUUUUACCAUUAUAAUUCAUAUUUUUAAAAUAUUUGAUUUUAUAAUUUUAAAACAAAAAAAAGAACAGAGAAGGAGUGGCCACUGUUGAAGUGGGUAUUUAAGAAGGUGAUAUACAUACAAUUAUUUAAUUUAUAGCAACGAUAAACCAUUGCUACCGAAAAACGAAACGGAGCUAAAAUAUGUUUUAAAAGACCAUUAUUUUUACAACAUAUAUAUACAUUCAACAUUUAAUUUUAAAACUUUAAAAAAAAAUACUAUAUUACCCUCGAUUUUUUCAUUUUUGACCACUAAGUACUACUUAAAAUGAACCUCCUGUCAAAUUUUUAAGCAUUUCUGUUCUAACAAUUUACAAUCAACACAUUCUAACAAUUUUAUCCACAAAGUAACUACUAAAUAAAAAUUACUUAAAGAACUCACAAAAUUUAAAUGCCUGUAAAUAGCUUAAAAUGGAGCAAAUGUUUUGAAAACGUUACCACGUCUAGAAAAAACAAACAUAUGUUUCUAUCUGCCUUAGUCAAUUCCUAUAAUUCCUCCUUCAAUGUGCAAUUGAUUCUUUCUCCACAUAAUUAUCCUAUCAUUUUAUUAAUUCUUUCAUAUAAUCAGACUGGUUUUGUAAUUUAAUAUUUAAUAUUUUGUUUUUUCAUUAUUUUAACCAUUAUUUCUUAGCUGAUUAUUAAUUGUUUUAACUAAUUUAAAAUGUUUCAAUAAAAAAAAAAAGUUCUCUAUCAAAUAGAAAGUCUUUACAAAUAUUUUUAAUAAAAUUACAUAAAAAAAAAAAAAAUACAUAGUUUAAAAAAUAAAAGAAUUAUUUUCGUAAAUUUCCGCGUUUUUUCUAUGUAUUUUUUGGUUAUUGGUUAAUUAUUUAAAAAAAUUACAGCGAAAAUUAAAAAACAAUUCUCUUGGCUAAAAACUAGAUUAAAAAUUUAACAAAAAAGACCUCUUGCCGUUUUUCUAUUAGAGCAAUAUUUCUGGUAGAAAACGGAACUAUAAUUUUAAAUUAUAACUAUAAUUUUGUUUCCAAUUUUUCACAAUUGUUUUAAAAACCCCUUAGAAAAUCAAAAACUGACCUGUUUAAUUCACCAACUAAACAAAAUUUCCUUUCAAGAAAGGUACCUACUCUACUUUAUACAUCGCAGCUAGAUUUAUUUUUAGCAAGUUGUUUACAGACAGAAAAAAAAAAUGAAAAAAAAACACAUAUCAUAUUAAAACUAAUAGAUCCCGUGAUAUGCUCCAAAUCUAAAAAUAAAAUAUCUAAAACUAAAUUGAAUAAGGUGGCAUGAUCAUCUCUAAUUCUCAUCUAUAUACAUGCUACGCUAAAUUAAAAUUUGUUUUUAAAUUACAUCGUUUUACUUCAUCCAGUCAUUUCAAUCAGUGAUUGCCAAGAAAUUGGUAAAAUGUCACCUAACAAUUAUUAUUUCAAUUUAGAAAGAGAAAAAUUAUCUCUUCCACUAUUGUAUAUUAUAUCAUACCGAAAGUACUUCAUUAUACUUCCGUGCACAAAAAAAAUUAAGUUUAAAAAAAAAAUCAUGUAGUGACAUUACAUUUAAUAAUGAUUAAACCUUUAAAAGACGUGAUAUAAUAUGUAAACUAAGUAAAAUGCCAUUGUGUAAUAUUACAAAUACCUAUAAUGAUAAAUAAGAUUAAUUAAAAAGUUAAACACUUAGUUAACAUAUUGUUUACUUGAUCAGACGUGUCAUUGUUUAUAAAUUAUUAAUUAAUUUAAGAAAUUUAUUAUGGUGAUUAAUUCUUUUUAUUUACUUACACGUCUUACCAAGUAAACAAUAUCUUAACUAAGUGUUUAACUUUACAAUUAAUCUUAUUUAUUAUUAUAGGUAUUUGUAAUAAUACACAAUGGCAUUUUACUUAGUUUCCAUAUUAUAUCACGUCUUUUAAAGGUUUAAUCAUUAUUAAAUGUAAUGUCACUACAUGAUUUUUUUUUUAAACUUAGUUUUUUUUGUGCACGGAAGUAUAAUGAAGUACUUUCGGUGUGAUAUCAGCUAUUUUUUAUAAAAAAAAGUCACAAUAUUAUUUUUCUUUUUAAAUUUUAAGAUGAAUUUUGAAUUCGAAACUGGUCGUUAAAUAUUAAAACUAAUAACGGAGGGUUCAGCGUCGUCGUCACUUGUGGUCGUCGAUGUCGCAACAACGAGAGUAGAUAUUUUACUAUAUUUUUGUCGAAUACGAAAAAUCAGACUUGAAAGUACUUGAACAUUUUAACUUUUAACUUUUAAUCAAACUAACCAAUCUGCUUGCAAGUUCCCCUGUUUCCAUCUGUACAAUAUUUCUGAUCUUUUGAUACCUUUAUGGUCUUAUAUGUUCAGCCAUUUGCCCUGUAGAGUUGGCCAAUGGAUUAACAAGAAUUAGCACGGUUUUUCAAUGGUACAACUCUUGCUACGUUUUUUGCUAAUACGCUAUUGUUUUAUUUUUAUUUAGCUCAUGCCACUACCAUCGCACUAGAUUAUGUUAUAUUAUAUUGUAUUUAUAUAAAUAUUAUUAUCAAACAAAUUUCUAGAGCCACUUUAAACAUUAAAAUUGACAAGGAAAAGGGACAAUUUGAGGAUUGCAACAACGUCAAGGUUGAAGAUAAAUAUGAACAGACAACAUCUCAACGUCCUCAACCAUCUACAUCAGACGCAGUGCCUUCAAACGUUACAAUGAGUUCUGCUCAAUUAAAACAAUUAAACGAAAUAAAUAAAAUGUACAACUUGUUAAAACAAUUUGAAAUGAUUAACGAAAAAAUAGAAACCGUUAAAUCAUUAGAUUUAUUUUUUAAAAGCGUUUUAGCAGAUCUGGACAAAUUCUGUCCUCAGGCUAUUGACGAUGUGAAACUUAAAAUUUUAAACUGUGUAUCCGAUGUCAAAGGAUUAUAUUUAAAUUCAGAUAUAUCAUCCGAUUCUCCGGCUUCUUUUUCUUCAAUCGAAGAAAAUAUAAUUUUGAAUAAUUCGAUGCUUAACAUUAAACCGGAGACCACUAAAUCGACGGAAUUAUUUCUGAAAAGCGUUAUGGUGGAUAUGAAAGAUUUUUGUAAUGUGGCAAUGGCUGAUGCUAAAAUCAGAAUUUUGAAAUGUGUAUCUGAAGUUAGAGAUACUGUGUAUCCUGUAAAUUUAUCAGAAACCUCUUCCAAUUUAAAUCGGAAUUCAAAUAAUUUGCCAAUGGAAGCUCGUCCCAACAUACAAUCCACCAUUGUUCCAACAGGACAAUACCGUAAUGGCGUACAACCUCCUUACAAUAUGAUGGUCCUGCCCAUCUAUUGUUAUCAUAACCUGCAUCCUACUCGUCACUAUCAAUAA